CACAAUUGCUGCUAUACAUCACAACACACCGACACAAUGGCGCGAUCAGGCAGAAGCAGUCAGCGCAAGAAGCAGUCCGCUUCGGACAAGCAGAUGGCGAAGAAGAACGAUGGCGCGCCCAAGAGUAUGGUCAUUCGUAUUGGCGCGCAGGAAGUUGGAGGAGCCGUGAGCCAGUUGGUGCAGGAUGUGCGCCAUGUUAUGGAGCCUGAUACGGCGGUACGACUGAAGGAACGCCGCGCAAACAAGCUCCGCGACUACACCACCAUGUGCGGCCCCCUCGGUGUCUCUCACCUUCUUCUCUUCUCGCGCUCAGAGUCCGGCAACACCAACCUGCGUCUGUGCCGCACCCCUCAUGGCCCCACGCUGCACUUCCGCGUGGAGAAGUAUUCGCUGUGUAAAGAUAUUGCCCACUCGCUCAAGCAUCCACGCACCGACCUCACAGCCUUCUCAACGCCCCCUCUCCUCGUCAUGAACAAUUUCCUCACCUCCGAAACUACGCGCGAAACACUAGGCGACGCUGCCCCCCCUAAGCAUCUCGAGAAGCUUGUCACCGACAUGUUCCAAGGCCUCUUCCCACCGAUCCAACCGCACACCACGCCCCUACACACAAUAAAGCGUGUACUGCUCCUGCACCGCGAGCCCCCGAAUCCCGAAACUGGCUCCGUCGCAAUCUCCCUGCGCCACUACGCUAUCACUACAAAGGUCACGGGUCUACCCAAGGCUCUGCGCCGCCUACACGCUGCUGAAAAGCUCAUUGGUGGGAAAGACAAGAAGAAGAGCAGGCUGCCCGAUCUCAGCAAGCUUCAAGACGUCGCAGACUACAUGCUGGACCCCAGUGCGGGCGGCUACACAAGCGCGAGUGACACGGAGGCAGACACAGACGCUGAGGUCGAGAUUAGCGCGCCGGUCAAGCAGCGCGUUCUCUCGCGGCGCGCGAAGGAGCGCCUUGCAGCUGGUGACGAGAGUGCACGCCGAACGGUUGCACAGGGUCCACGUGUUGAGAAGCGCGCGGUCAAGCUGGUCGAGCUGGGGCCGCGUAUGAAGCUCAGGCUCACCAAGGUUGAGGAGGAUGUGUGCACAGGCAAGACCUUGUGGCACGAGUUCAUCACGAAGAGCAAGGCGGAGCAGCAGGCCAUGGAGAAGAAGUGGGCGCAGCGCAACGCGCAAAAGGCCGAGCGGAGGAGGAUCCAAAAGGAGAACGUCGAGAAGAAAAAGGCUGCCAAGGCUGCGAAUGGCGAGCAGGGAGAAGAGGAUGAGGAUGAGAUCGAGGGCGAGGAGGAUAGUGAGAUGGAUUACGACGAGUACGAUAUGGACGACGAUGUCUGGCACGACGAAGAUGGUGCGGCCGGCGCGUCAGACGAGGAGAUGGAGGACUGAAAAGCGCUAUACACGUCUAAUGAUACCCUUUCGACAGUUCACAAACAUCCACACGCAUUCACACUCACCCUGCAGCUUUCGGCUUCACCCGCCUCACAAUGACUCUUCCACCCUCCUCCAACUCCCAUCCCACCCCGUCCUCCACCAGUCCGUCCC
Messenger RNA from Boeremia exigua, 1533 nucleotides. RefSeq names its product Brix domain-containing protein. Lineage: Eukaryota; Fungi; Ascomycota; Dothideomycetes; Pleosporales; Didymellaceae. The record is from RefSeq and is a predicted model, not a curated record. Gene Ontology annotation, molecular function: rRNA binding. Gene Ontology annotation, biological process: rRNA processing; ribosomal large subunit assembly. Gene Ontology annotation, cellular component: preribosome, large subunit precursor. The transcript is spliced from 2 exons. The coding region runs from base 37 to 1377 and encodes 446 amino acids.